AGCUAGAAGUUAUUAAACCUUCUCUUAACCACCCAAGUCACUCUUGGCAUUUUGUAUAGAUAAUAACAAAAAGAAUUUUCAAACUUUUGGAGCCAGAGGCUAAAAUUUCAGCAAUAAUGGAGCUCAGGUAAGGGAAACUCUCUCUCUCUCUCUCACACACACAAACGCACACACAUCACCAGAAUUCAAUUUGGGUAUGGAGGACCAGUUUUGAUCAAGAGUUUCAGAUUCUAGAGUUCAUGGUCCCAAAUUACAAUACCAGCCCAUCCCAAGUAGUCUGAAUUUAUUUUUUCUUCCUUAUCCUCAUGACCAACUAGAUGCCUUUUACAAUGUUUCUAUCUUGUUGGAAUCCUUCCAACACUUCCUUUAUGGCCUAAAGGCAAUUCUCUCUCUCUCUUAGCCCACAGUUCAAUAAGAUAUUGAAAAGAAUAACAUAAAAAUCCCUCAUCACCUGUAUCUUGGUCUCAAGUCUCAUCACCCCUUUUGGAAAAUAUCAAACCCUGUACAGACAGAUUCAAUUUUCUUUUCUCAAGUUGGUUUGGUAUUGAGUAGAUUGGUCUCGAGGGCGAGUCGUCCGAGUCAUCAUCAUCGAAUCAGGCGUGGCGAAAGAUAUAUCCCGAUCAUAAUGAGACACCAAUACCACCUGCAUCGUCUCCUACUCGACACAAAUCUACCAACCAAUGGAAGCCGGAUGACUUCCUCAGACGCAGGAGACGCCAACUUUGACAGCAACAUGGUGAUAAUUUUAGCAGCCUUACUAUGUGCACUAAUAUGUGCCCUGAGCCUAAACUCAAUAGCACGCUGUGCUUUAAGGUGUGGUCGUAGACUCGCAUUUGAGACACCGGAACAGGCUGCGUCGCGUUUAGCCUCAACGGGCCUGAAAAGGGACACAUUGAGUGAGAUUCCGGUGGUUGUUUACAAGACAUCCGGACUGGACUCUCUGGCAACAGAUUGCCCGAUAUGCCUCGGCGAAUUUUCGGAAGGAGAGACGGUACGGAUCUUGCCAAAAUGCAACCAUGGUUUCCAUGUCAAGUGUAUUGAUACUUGGUUGGUGUUACAUUCAUCAUGUCCAACAUGUAGGCAGCUACUACCUGAACAUCCCGGAAGUUCUAAUUCUAAUGCAGGGGUGGUGGGUGUUUAGAAAUUUAGUCUCAGGCAAUGGGUUCAGAAAGAUAGCCCCCAAGAUUAAUUUCAACUCAACUCGACUAAGCGUUGUCAUUAGACCACUCGUGCGAAUUUUAUGGUCAUACUCGAGGUUCUAGUUUUGAAUUACUUUACAGUUUAGAUUAUCAAUGGAACUUGUUGGAGAUGGUAUGAUAGUGAAUGAAUGUCUAUAUAAGUAGGUAAAGCUUUAGUUGAGGCAGUUGAAAUAGAUUGAGUUUCCUCUGUUUGGGUGUUUUGUGUUUUUCCUUUUAAUCCA
Messenger RNA from Ilex paraguariensis (yerba mate), 1420 nucleotides. NCBI's taxonomy places the organism in Eukaryota, Viridiplantae, Streptophyta, Magnoliopsida, Aquifoliales, Aquifoliaceae. The record is from the annotation of a GenBank genome assembly.